This is a messenger RNA of Adineta steineri, 204 nucleotides long. NCBI's taxonomy places the organism in Eukaryota, Metazoa, Rotifera, Eurotatoria, Adinetida, Adinetidae. The record is from the annotation of a GenBank genome assembly.
AUGGCACUUUCACCUAUUAAUAUCUAUGAUGUUCCUAUGGAAAAGUAUGCGUAUUCGCUCACAGGUGAAUUAGGUACAACUGGCCUAUCACCAUGUGUAGCGGUUAUUGUCAUAUUCUCUGAUCAUACAAUUAUGAUGGAACAUCGUUCUGAUAUUGAACUAUAUAAAUAUGGAAGUGAGGCAGAAGCAUUUAUAUCAGGAUGA